UUGUGACGUAUGUACACAAAAACAGAGACAAACCCUAGUCCUUGCUUACUACCACAAUCUAAGUUAUUGGUUGUUUAUUAGAUAUAGAUAUGUGUUAUAUUCCUUACGAACAAUUCCAAUUACUAUAAAGUGAAUUUUUAAAAAAAUUCCGAAAUGUCCAACACGAAAAACGAAUCUUUCCAAUCGGCGUUCGUGAAAGCCGUUGAGGUAAUGGACCCGAGUGCGACCAAAAGGAUCAGAAUUGAGUGCGAAACAUGCAAGAGAAUCUUCACCCAAAACAGCCAUUUCAACAGUCACCUCUGCAACCAGAAACCUAGACGUUUAGCAUGUGAAAUUUGUCACAAAAUGUUUUCGUCCAAGUCGCGUUUAGAGCAACACUGGCGCGUUCACUCAGGAGAAAAACCAUUCGAAUGUCAUAUUUGCAAAAAGCGUUUUCCCCACAAAAAUUACAUGACGAAACAUCUCCUCAUUCACUCAGACGAUAAACCGUUCAAGUGCAACGUGUGCGACAAAUCGUACGUACAAGCUGAUACGCUCAAGGAGCACAUGUACGUCCACACUGGAGAGAAACCGCACAAGUGUGAGCAUUGUGGAAAGGAGUUUAGGGUAAUGUCAAAUCUGAGGAUGCACCUGAACACUCAUGAAAACUCGAAGGCUUACGAAUGUAUCUUGUGCCCGAAAGUCUGUUCUAGCAGUAACAACCUGAAGGCCCACAUGGCCAUCCACGAAAACGAAAAACCGUUCAAGUGCGAAACCUGUGACAAAUGUUUCGCGCUGAAGAGCACCUUGGAUAGACAUACCAACACCCAUUUGGAAGAAAGACCGUUCAAAUGUGACCAUUGCGCGAAAGCAUUUACAAGAAAGGAUUGCCUCUCAGUCCAUAUAAAAUAUACACAUGAAAAUCAGUCUAUCAAUUUUGAAAAAUGUCACGUAUGCAACAAGCGGUUCAUGUUCAAGUCUCGAUUGGAGAAACAUAUGAAAGUGCAUAGCCAACUUGGUUGUUUGCUUUGUGGUAGAUCGACUGAAGAAUGCGUCUGUUCCAAAUACACCACCGGAUAUGACCAACCGAAAAAGAAUCCCUUAACGAGAGACAAUUUUUUGAUCAAGUGCCAGACGUGUUUCAGGAUUAUAUUGCGUAAAUCCCAACUUAAGGUGCAUUUGCGAGUACAUCGGGAUUAUAAAUGUAUAGUUUGCAAUGAGGAUUUCAGAAAUUGCAGUUGCUCCGAAAAUGAUAUGGCAGUAUCAAAAAGCAAAAACACUUAUCGAAAAAGUAGCAAAUCUUUAACCAAUGUUAAUGAGGGGUUAACAAAUGAAUCUGGUGUUAAUGUUAAGAAAGAAGAAACAGUUAAUGAACCUGUGAUUAAAUAUGAGACAAGUGACGAAUCAAGGGAAAUUAUUAUCCAGAAAGAAGAACCCAAACAAGAAUAUUUUAAAAUUGAAGAAAACUUCGUCGAAAUUGCUGCUGAAGUCGAUGAAGACUCCAAGGCCUUUAGAGUUAAAGAAGAAAUCACAGAGUUCUAAUUAACGAAAUAAAAUCCUUAAAUUUGUACUUGCCUACAGUUUUGAAAUAAUAUUUGAUGUUGGUUCAUUUUGCAAAUAAAU
This is a messenger RNA of Agrilus planipennis (emerald ash borer), 1602 nucleotides long. Its product is annotated as zinc finger protein 501-like. The transcript has a single exon. NCBI's taxonomy places the organism in Eukaryota, Metazoa, Arthropoda, Insecta, Coleoptera, Buprestidae. The coding region runs from base 154 to 1521 and encodes 455 amino acids. Gene Ontology annotation, cellular component: nucleus. The record is from RefSeq and is a predicted model, not a curated record.